This is a messenger RNA of Colletotrichum destructivum, 1158 nucleotides long. RefSeq names its product Putative basic-leucine zipper domain superfamily. The record is from RefSeq and is a predicted model, not a curated record. Gene Ontology annotation, molecular function: DNA-binding transcription factor activity. NCBI's taxonomy places the organism in Eukaryota, Fungi, Ascomycota, Sordariomycetes, Glomerellales, Glomerellaceae. The coding region runs from base 1 to 1158 and encodes 385 amino acids. The transcript has 3 exons. Gene Ontology annotation, biological process: regulation of DNA-templated transcription.
AUGGAGCCCAUCGCCGGCAAUCAGGGUCGCCGGGCAAAGCGUGUCAGGGCUGUAGAGGCCCUCAGCGAAGACCAGGUGCAGCGGAAGCGCAACGUCGACCGAAUGGCUCAGCGGGCUUUCCGGCAAAGGACCAAGGAUCGCAUCUCUGACCUCGAACAGCAGCUUGAGCACGCGCAAGAGAUGUCUAAUCUAAAAGAUCAGCGGUUGUCGGCAUUAUGCGAGCACAGGAACUUGUUGCUCCAGUUGCUCAACAACGGUGCCAAAGGUUCAGGUUCCAAUGCGCUCCACCCGCCGCCGUCGUCGUCGUCGUCGUCGGGCGAGGCUUUGACGGACCGUCAGAUGGAUGCAGGCUCUUCUCCGAGUAGCCCAACCACCAGCGGAUCAUCCGGUGAUUUAGCAAACGACCCAAGAAUAGAAUGCACCAUGUGGCGAGGGCCUGUUUCUCACCUCUCGGGGCCCGGCGGCGGCGCCGACGGAGACCCUCCGAGCCCAUUCCCACAGACUACGCGUGGCCAUGCUGCAGCACACCUCGUCGCCCCCCUUCACUUGCCUCCCACAUGCCCGCUAGAUCACAUCCUUUCGGACUUUGUGGCUUCGCGCAGGGCAAUGUUGUCCCGAGGGGCUGCGCUCGAGGUUGUGCUUGGAGAUCCCAGGCCAUCGGUCAAGGCGCUCUUCGACGAGGCAUCCGUCGCGUCUUUGCACCCGCUGAGUGCUCUGUUGUCCAAGGUCCUGGCAACAUUCCCCGGGCUCAAGACACCGGAAAGGCUGGCCUUCUUCUAUGUCAUGAGCCUGACAAUAAAGGUAAACAGUUCCAUGGGAACAUCCAAGGAGAAACAAAUGCACUAUGGCUUGUAUCACUCGACAGAGACCAUUAUAAUGCUCUACCAGCCUGGCUACGACCGACAGCCAGGCGUGCGUCAUGUUCUAGUGGAAAGGUCAGAGCAACUGUCACACCCGGUAUUCUCUCCUCACUUUUCGUCCAACGUCAGUGUCAACUGGUCCUUUGAUGUAACAGAUGCGGUCUCGAUCGCUGGGGGCGAGACCGUCCUGCACUCGAUAUUCGAAAAGCACGUGAGGAACCUGAAGAACUGGACAAUGUCGCCCGAAUUCAUGGCCAGAUUUCCGGAAAUGGCUGCCUCGGUCGUGUCCCUGGAAUAA